This is a messenger RNA of Cokeromyces recurvatus, 417 nucleotides long. Its product is annotated as protein-tyrosine phosphatase-like protein. The record is from RefSeq and is a predicted model, not a curated record. The transcript is spliced from 2 exons. Gene Ontology annotation, molecular function: phosphoprotein phosphatase activity. Gene Ontology annotation, biological process: dephosphorylation. Lineage: Eukaryota; Fungi; Mucoromycota; Mucoromycetes; Mucorales; Mucoraceae. The coding region runs from base 1 to 417 and encodes 138 amino acids.
AUGGGAGUCAACAGAAUGUAUAAAGAAUUUGCAACUUAUUGUAAACAGGAAAUUCGAGAAGCAUUAAUGGUAUUUGUUCAUCCUGAGAAUUAUCCUAUCGAAAUUCAUUGUACUCAAGGAAAAGAUAGAACAGGAAUGGUCUCUGCUUUAAUUAUGGCUAUUGCAGGUGUACCAGAGGAUAUUAUUGUGAAUGAUUAUGCAAAAACACAAAAAGGUUUAGCGUCUAUAUAUGAUGACAUGGUAGAAGAAGUCAGAAAAGCAGGCUUAUCAGAUGACUUUGCACAAGCACCACCACAGAAUAUGAGAGAUUUAUUAAAUUUCUUUAAAAGUGAAUAUGGAACAGUUGAUAAUUAUUUAGAUUCAAUUGGAUUUACCAAAGAUCUUCGUGACCGUGUUAGAGAAAUUAUUUGUAUAUAA